CCUAUCUCUAUCUCUAUUUUACAUAAAAAUUAUUUCUUUAUUUCUAAAUUUCAUUUUCUGUUGUAAUCGAGGUACUAGGACUUAACAGUUGUUUGUUUUCGGUUUUGGGUUCAUUUUUCUUGAGUGCUAAGAUGCUAAAAUCAUGGGUUAUAUUUGAUUUGGGUUUAUUAGAUUUGGGGGUUAUUUAUUUAAUAAAAUUAGGGUUUGAAAUCAAAGAACCAGAACUUGAAAAAAAAUAUGAUGCUUUGUUUCUUCAUUAAGUACAUCUUUUGUUGAUUUAUUUUAUUUUUAUUUUAUUUUUACUGUAAACGCAGGAAAUGGAGAAACUUCAAGCUCAGGACAUAUUAAUAAACAUCUUUAUAAGGUUGCCAGUGAAGUCACUCUUACGGUUCAGCAGCACAUAUUCUUUAGCUUAUGAUCCAUCUUCAUCUACAUUGAGUAACUGUGUUCGUAUAAAUUAUCCUUACAAAAAAAUUGUCGGAAUUACGUUUUGGGGAACCUGUAAUGGCUUCAUUUGCAUAAGCCCAGGGGGUGAGGAUGUUGUUGUCCUUUGGAAUCCGGCUACUAUGGAGUACAAGGAAGUACCAAUUGAGUACCCGGAUGAUGAAUUUUGCUACGUCCAUCAUGGAUUUGGUACUUAUAAUGAUGAGAUUGACGAUUUUAAGAUUGUAAGGUUUGAGGGGGUUGAUGAUGAAUAUUUUUGCGAAGUGAAGGUAUAUACACUGAAAUCUAAUUCAUGGAGAAGACUUGAGAAUAUACCUUAUCAGCUUUCUCGAGGAGACAUGGAUAUGGCUCAAGUAAUUAUAAAUGGAGCUAUGCAUUUUUUAGCAGAUACGGACUCUAAAGGUAACAGAUUAGUCAUAGUCUCUUUUGAUUUCAAAGAUGAAAAAUUCGAUGAGAUGCCCCUUCCCAGCUUUUGCAAGGACUAUGAAACAAGUUUGUGUUCGUUGGGAGAUUCUCUUUGCUUAGUUGGUUCUAUGUUCAAUGAGAGCCAUGUUGUUGUAUGGGAGAUGAAGACGUAUGGAGUGACUGAAUCUUGGGCCGAACUCUUCACCAUUGACCAUGAAACUAUCGGUGAUUACUUUAACCAGCUGUUUCCGCUUCAAGUUGUCAAGAAUGGCAAGAUUUUAUUAGGAUAUGAUGACGGGGAAGUUGGUUUUCAUCUGGAUUUGUAUGACAUACAGCGUGGGACAUCCACAAAUCUUAAGACUCAUGCUGACCAGCAUAAUUCGUUCGCUGCUAGUACCUUUGUCUAUGUGGAGAGCCUUGUGAUGCUUAAUUCAGGUACUUAUGUUGGGCCACCAGAAAUAGACUCAGAAGAAGGCUCUGAAGAAAAUGAUGAUGAUGUUGGUAGAGAAGCAGAAAUAGAUGACUUCAGAGACUGGGAAGGUGACUUUGAAGAAAAUGAUGACGAUUUCAUUGAUGAAGAAGAUUUCAAUGACUUGUAUUGAAACCAGAAGAAAAGACUGCAAAGAUGGGCUAGCGCAAGAACAAUAGAUCUGGAUAGCCUUAAUCCAGGUCCUCAUGUCGGGCAUGUAGAAAGAGGAAACUCCGAAAAUUAUGAUGGUGAUGAUGAUGAAGAUGAAGAAGAAGAAGAAACAAAAAAAGAAAAGGAAGAAGAUCUUUAACAUAAUAACAAGACAACCCAGAAAAUGUGAGUCUUAAUUGCACAUUAUCAAACUAUCAACUGAAGUGUUCUUCCUAUGUUAGUUGGUGCUUUUGCCUUUUCUUAUUUCGUAGUUAUUUCCUUUGGUACUUCGAUGAGAACUUAUCGACUAGCGUAUGGUUGGAG
Molecule: messenger RNA, 1792 nt
Organism: Papaver somniferum (opium poppy)
Lineage: Eukaryota; Viridiplantae; Streptophyta; Magnoliopsida; Ranunculales; Papaveraceae
Product: F-box/kelch-repeat protein At3g06240-like
Exons: 3
Coding region: 318-1451 (377 amino acids)
Molecular function (GO): protein binding
Source: RefSeq, a predicted model, not a curated record